CAGUGGGACAUGUAGAUGUGCAGCGGUCCUCCCGGGCCCUGGUCCUGGUCCUCCAGAUUCCCGUCAGCCGGCGGGGCGGUGGAAGAUGGCGGCGCCCAUGGGCAGGCUGUUGGCGGCGGUGGAGAAGCCGUUGGGCCGCGGAGUUGGCGCCAACCGGCAGGUGUGCCAAGGUUUGGAAUCACUGCUUAGCCCAUUUAAGCUGUGUGCCUCUCCCACUGUCAUUACGGUGCGAACAAGGAAGCGGCAUUAUGUUCCACCGCGUAAACAGGACAGUUCGGCGGACCCGGAGCAGCUGGCUCGCGCUGCUGGCCUGGUGAUGCGGCAGCAGUAUAUUGAACGGCCCAUCAACAUCUCGAGUACAGCUGGGAUAUUUGAUCCGUAUGUUCCACCAGAGGGCGAUUCUCGCAUGUCUACUCUGACAAAGGCAGGACUGAAGCAACGCAUGGAGCGGGCCAAGCAGAGCGUCGCCUCGCAGCUGGCACUGCGGAAGGUGAAAGAACACGACGGUGAAUUCACCACAAAGGACUUUGCCUCCAAGGCCCAGGAGAUUUACAUAAGUGCGCACGAGUGCCUUGUGAAUUUUGACAAAGUAAAGCUUCACAAAUUGGUAACGGAACGAUGUUACCCGGAUAUGGUGCGUGGCAACAGGUACAAGACAAUCCGCUGGAAGUUCCUGCAGUCACUGGAGGCGCCCAAGGUUGUACACGUCCGAUGUCCCGAUAUGGUCAGCAAGGGGAACGUUUACGGUCAGGUCACGCUGCGCUUCCACACCCAGCAGACUUUAGCCAUUUAUGACCGAUUUGGUCGGCUGAUGUUGGGCAAUGAAGAUCGACCAAAAGAUGUCCUGGAAUAUGUGGUGUUUGAGAGGCACUUAGUCAAUGUCUAUGGCCUUUGGAGAAUGCAUGGGAAGAUUGUACCUGCCUGGGCCCCACCCAAAGAUCCUAUCGUUAAGACUGUGAUGAUUCCUGGACCCAAGCUACAGCCGUUGGAAGAGUUUGAAGCCAAGAACAUGGAGAUUCCCAAAGCUGAACCUGUACAGUAGAAUGCGUGAGGAACCCUGCAGAGACGGACCGAGAGUGUUUGUGCAUCGCUGUGUGUACUGAGGCCUGUGCUUCAUUGAUGCCGAGGGCAUGUAGAGUGUAUGAGCAGUCAGCCAUCCUUCCCCUCACUCUGUGCAUUCACUGGCCAGUGCCAGCCCCUUCAAAACCAGUCAACGUGCAAGCAACAAGGACCAAUUGUAACCCACCUAUGUGUAUACUCAAGAUGGACACAAAAAGCUGGAGUAACUCAGCAGGACAGGCAGCAUCUCUGGAGGGAAGGAAUGGGUGACGUUUCGGGUCGAGAUCCUUGGAGAGAAUAGACAGAUGAGGUUUUGGGUCGGGACCUUUCUUCAGUUUGCAAGAUGAUAUUAGAAGUCAGAAGAAGGGUCCCGACCCACUGAGUUACCCAGCAGUUUGUCCUUUGUUCUCACAAGUAGCUGUCUGUGGAGAUUGUGGUGCUCCUCGCAGGUUAGUGAAUCUAAUUUGGUUUUCACUGCAUUCUGUACAGAUAGCGAGCACUUAGAGAUGAGCUGCUAGUAUGUAGAUGGUUGGACGAGGAACUGAGGAGAUCAAUAACUUGGGCUGCACGGUGGCGCAGCGCUAGAGUUGCUGCCUCACAGCUCCAGAGGCCCGGGUUUGAUCCUGACCACGGGUGCUGUCUGUAUGGAGUUUGUAUGUUCUCCCCGUGACCUGCGUAGGUUUUCGCCGGGUGCUCUGGUUUCCUCCCGCACUCCAAAGACGUACAGGUAUGUAGGUUAAUUGGCUUUGGUAAAAUUGUAAUAGUGUAAGGGGUGGGUGGUGUGUGUACUCCACCCCUUAUGUAUCUCUAAAAUAUAAAUGUAAAAAAAAAACCCUCUAGUUGCUGGUUUGAGUGGGUUGGCAAGCAACAGCUGAGAACUGAGGUGGUGAUAUGCCAGCUCUGUUUCCCAGUGUGAAAGCCAGAGUGAAGGGCACAACUGCUAGUCUUUUCAUUCCAUGGUUUUGUAGUGCACUAGUACAGAGUCCAGGGUUUGCAGUUCCCAUUCAAUAAUAAAACACAAGUCUGGAUAUGUC
Leucoraja erinaceus (little skate) is the source of this 2093-nucleotide messenger RNA. RefSeq names its product mitochondrial ribosomal protein L45 (gene mrpl45). Gene Ontology annotation, cellular component: mitochondrion. The coding region runs from base 86 to 1042 and encodes 318 amino acids. NCBI's taxonomy places the organism in Eukaryota, Metazoa, Chordata, Chondrichthyes, Rajiformes, Rajidae. The transcript is spliced from 8 exons. The record is from RefSeq and is a predicted model, not a curated record.